GAGAGCUAAAAAAGCACAGCGAAAGGUCUCCUCUCGAGAUCUGGCUUCAGAGAACUAGGGUUUCCUCUUCAAUGGCGGAUCUGGGCGCCUCCACCUCACCGGACUCGCCGGAGGCCCUCGACCACUUCGACCGCCUGCCGGACCCUGUGCUCCUCAUCGUCCUCAACCGGAUCGGCGACGUGAAGGCUCUCGGCCGCUGCAGCGUCGUCUCCCGCCGCUUCCACGCUCUCGUCCCUCAGGUAGACUCCGUCGUCGUCCGCGUCGACUGCGUGAUCUCUGAUGACCUCUCCGGAGCCACCGACAAGCCCCGUGGCGUCUUCUCCCACCUUGCCCGCCUCGUCCUCUCCGGCCUUGUCAAGCCUCUCCACGCUCUUGGCCACAUUCUCGGCCCCCAAUCCUCCUCCUCUUCUUCUUCGUCUUCGUCUUCUUCUUCUUCUUCUUCUUCUUAUCAGGCUCGCCAUUCGUCGUCCUCCGAGGUCUUGCAUCACUCCCCGGCCGAGGUUCUUAAGAAUUUCAAGGAGAUCCGACGGCUUAAGAUCGAGCUUCCCUCCGGCGAGCUUGGCAUCGAGGAUGGCGUUCUACUCAAGUGGAACGCCGCGUUCAGCUCCACCCUCGACUCCUGCGUCAUCCUCGGCGCCUCCUCCAUCUCCGAUAAGAACCCUAACCCUAAUUCCACCCCCGUUUCAACCACCUCUGAUGAGGGCGGCAGCAUCCCGGAGUCGUUCUACAACAAUGGCGCCCUGAAGCUCCGGGUUGUCUGGACGAUCAGCUCCCUCAUCGCCGCCUCAGCCCGGCACUAUCUAUUGCAGCCGAUCAUAUCGGAUCAUGAGACGCUGGAGAGUCUCGUUUUGACUGAUGCUGAUGGCCAGGGGAUGCUGACGAUGGACAGGGAGCAACUCCAGGACCUGCGCUUGCGUCCGGUGAUGCCUUCCGGUUCAUCGCAGCGCACGCUGGUGCCGGCGCUCAACAUGAGGUUGUGGUAUGCCCCUCAUUUGGAUCUCCCUGGUGGGGUUGUCUUAACGGGAGCGACACUGGUGGCCAUCCGGCCGAGCGCUGCGGAGCAGCAGCAACAACAACAGCCGCCUGGUGAGAUGGUUGGUGGAUUCGAUGGAUAUUCUUGGGUUUCUAGUGCGUUUGAUGAGCCUUACAGGACUGCAGCUGGCUUGUUGGUGAGGCGGAGGACAUACUGUCUCGAGAUGAACUCGUUUUGAUCUGUAUUUGCAGGAUUAUUAGAUAUUAUAAAGAAAUGAACAAUUGGAUAGUUUUUGGCCGCCGUAGAAAAAUCCAUAAUCAGGUUUGUGACCCAACACACAAGUGCUAUCUACAUCCCUCUUGCUGCAAUUUCGCAUCCUCUGUUGUUGAUCAUAAGCUGAAAUAUUUGAAUUGUUUGCAUGCACAGGGUAGUAUGCACCUUUAUUUGGAGCUCUGUACUUGAGUUAGGGAUAGCUCAAUGUUCAUGUAUAUGUUGAUUCAAUAACUCCUAAUUGUGCUCAAUGAAAUUUAAUUUUGUAUC
Dioscorea cayenensis subsp. rotundata (Guinea yam) is the source of this 1513-nucleotide messenger RNA. Its product is annotated as F-box protein At5g46170-like. The transcript has 2 exons. The coding region runs from base 72 to 1211 and encodes 379 amino acids. Gene Ontology annotation, molecular function: protein binding. NCBI's taxonomy places the organism in Eukaryota, Viridiplantae, Streptophyta, Magnoliopsida, Dioscoreales, Dioscoreaceae. The record is from RefSeq and is a predicted model, not a curated record.